AUGGGACAUGAAGUGUCCGUCAGGGUGACUUAUGAAGCCGGUGAUACCGUGCGUCUCGCAAAGGAGGCACUCAGGGAUCACGAGGCCGAUGCAAUUGACACAUUGGUAAGCGGUGGUGGAGAUGGAACGAUCCACGAGGUUGUUGAUGCCGUGCUGCACGAACUGGAAGACGGCGCAAAACCGCCCUUUGCCUUUGCGGUAUUGCCGCUUGGAACGGCGAAUGAUUUCGCUCGCCACAUCCGGCUGGACCCGGCCGAUGUUCCGGGCUGCCUGCGAUUUGCGGCACGUGCAAGCGCAAAGCCGAUGGAUGUUGGCGAAGUCAAUGGUUGCUGUUUCGUCAACAUGGCGACCGGUGGGUUCGGGACGCAAGUAACGUCACAGACAGAUCCCAAACUGAAGCGCGUGCUCGGCGGCGCAGCGUAUCUGUUCACAGGCCUGACCCGGUUUUCUGAACUUGCGGCCUGCGAAGGACGGAUCGAAGCGGAAGGGUUUUCCUGGGAAGGUGCGUUCCUUGCUCUGGCGAUCGGCAAUGGCCGACGCGCCGGCGGCGGUAUCCGUCUGUGCCCUCGGGCAAAACUGGAUGACGGAUUUCUUGAUCUGACGAUCCUGCCAUUUCCCAGGUCCGGGAAGGUUACCGAUCUGCUUUCAACCCUUUUGGACAGCGGUGUGGAUGGCAUGAAAAACGGUCUUAUUCAGCGAAAGGCGCGGGAUAUCAAUAUCCAGACAGCCAAUCCGGUCCAGUUCAAUCUGGAUGGAGAGCCGAUGAAUGGACAGGACUGGAAGAUUGGGAUAAGGCACCACCAGAUUGAUAUGCGGCGGUAG
This is a messenger RNA of Effrenium voratum, 822 nucleotides long. The record is from the annotation of a GenBank genome assembly. NCBI's taxonomy places the organism in Eukaryota, Dinophyceae, Suessiales, Symbiodiniaceae.